AAAGAAUUUCAUGAGGAGAGAAUCAACAUCGUGUUGACAUUUGCUAAUAACUACCUUUUCCUUGUCGUAGGUUUCACUGUAGCAUUGUGUAUUUACUGGGGGUCUUACUAUAAUAGAGCUUCCAGGUACAAGAACUUGCGAUUUGCCGUAGUCAAUGCUGAUACCCAAGUGGGAGAAUUACCUGCAAUUGUGGGGCCUAUAGUCGCAAACUACUUUAAUCUCACCUCCAUCCAGCUGCUUGGAAGCUUUGAUAUCUGGGAUUUCGAAAGAAUAUCCACUUUGGCCAUUAGCCACAAUAACACCAUCACCGAAGAAGUGUAUAGACAAGUACACCACCAAAAGUAUUGGGCUGCGUUUUAUAUUAGACCCAAUUCCACAUUGGACUGGGUCAGUGCGAUGGAAGCAGAAUCUACUGCUUUUUCGCCAGCUGUGCUCCUCGAGGCUAUUUACGAGACUGGUAGGGACUUCAAUGCCGUCAAUCUCUAUAUUUCGUCCAUUGUUAACCAGAUCAUCCGAUAUUACAAUGCAUACAUUCAACAAACUCCAUUAGUUGAAGACUUGUUGAGCACCUUGAAUUCAACACAGCAAGUUAAUGUUAUUUCCAAUGCUCCUGGCUUGUUGACGACGCCGCCUACUUUUGUAAUCAACGAUAGACUCCCAGUUUCCAACCAGAUUGUCCAAGCGCCCUUUCAAAUCGGACUUAUCUACUUGGUGAUCUUCUCGUUCUUCCAAUUCAUCUUCCAAAUCAAGAUGCACAUGUACAUGGCCACCAAGCUCAAGGGAUUCAAGUAUGUAGCAUACAGAAUGGUUGCUUCACAAAUAGCCUACCUCGUCCUAUCGUUGGCAUUUGUCACGUUGAACACUGCCUUUGGCCUCAAAUACAAUACCACUUUUGGUCGUCUGGGCUUCUUGGUCAUCUGGUCAUUUGGCUACUUGACUUUGAGUUCCUUAGGCAGUAUCAUUGAAGUCGUUGCAUUGAUAUUAUUUGCUGUCAAGCCACAGUUGAUUGGAUUUUUGUUGUUGUUCACGGCUGUAGUCAAUUUGUCACCCACCGUUUCACCCAUUGUUUUGUGUCCAGACUUCUACAGAUAUGGUUAUGGUAUACCUGUGAGAAACGCUUACGAGCUAAUGCAAGUAGCCUACUUCGACUCGUGGAAAGGUCGUAUGGGCAGAAACAUCGGCGUACUUCUCACCUGGAUUGUCGUUACCAACGUAGCCAUGCCGUUUGUCAUGAAAUGG
This is a messenger RNA of Scheffersomyces stipitis CBS 6054, 1239 nucleotides long. RefSeq names its product Sng3p (gene SNG3). The annotation marks the transcript as partial. The record is from RefSeq and is a predicted model, not a curated record. The transcript has a single exon. Gene Ontology annotation, cellular component: membrane. Lineage: Eukaryota; Fungi; Ascomycota; Pichiomycetes; Serinales; Debaryomycetaceae.